AAUACAUAAACAAAAUUCCAGAAAUUUACGUAGAAAAUCUUUAUAUGAACGAUUUAAUGAUUUUCCCUAAUAUUGAAAUUGUCGAAAAUCAAAAUACUGAAAAUACCGAAAUUGCUCUGGAAGAAGAAAAUGGUUGUCUUGAAUGCAAUAAUUAUUAUCAAUUAACAUCAUAUUCUGCUCCUUAUGACGAAAAUUUUUCUUCUCCACCGUCAGAAAACUUCGAAAUUUAUCAAAAAGAAAACAUGUAUAUCAAUUAUACCAAUUAUCAACUACCAUCAACAACAAAAAGAGCAUGUACAACUCGAAUUAAUUGGAAGCGACAACAAUGGAUAUUUCGAUAA
Messenger RNA from Dentiscutata erythropus, 341 nucleotides. The record is from the annotation of a GenBank genome assembly. NCBI's taxonomy places the organism in Eukaryota, Fungi, Glomeromycota, Glomeromycetes, Diversisporales, Gigasporaceae.